This is a messenger RNA of Angiostrongylus costaricensis, 819 nucleotides long. The record is from the annotation of a GenBank genome assembly. NCBI's taxonomy places the organism in Eukaryota, Metazoa, Nematoda, Chromadorea, Rhabditida, Metastrongylidae.
AUGUGGGUGUUAAGGAUGCCGUGCGAGUUCAGCAGAUAUGUCAACUGGGUGCUCGUAGGAGAUCGCUGGACUCGUGUUUCUGUCAUGGGUACGGAUCCCUCGAGGGAAACCUUUCCUGAGAUGAGAGACAACAUCGGUAAUCGUGUGGUUGUUUUGAUGAUACCUGGGAAUCCUGAUAAUGAUGGAUUUUAUGCUGAUUUUGGCCAAAAGCUCUUGAGGUGUCUGCUAUCGAGAAAUGAACGUGUGGGUUUUCCUGAACGUCGCUAUCUAUUCUAUGCAGUGUCCCAUCUCAAUCCUGUAGUUUUACCGGAUGAAUUGAGGUGUUCUGGAAAGCACAGGCACUGUGACCGGUUCAAACUCGACGAUCAAGUGCAACACAAAUACGACUUCGCACGGGAGCACUUGCCUAGGACUCAAAAGGCAAGUGUUCUCGGACACAGCAUAGGUGCAUGCAUGAUGCUUAGGCUACUUCCAUAUAUGAAGGACGACUUCAACGUUAAGAACGCCAUGGGGCUUUUUCCCACUGUUGAGAAAAUGGCUGUCUCCGAAUGUCGUCCCAAUGAUCUGAUCACAUCAGCAGCAGAACUCCUUAAUGUGAACAUCUUUCGAAAUAUUAUUCACUUAGCGCAUGAUGAAUCGUGUAAGGUGAGAACUUUUUCUCAAAUGAGCGAAAUUGCUAUUUAUGAGCUGCUUUUAAUUCAUAAUGUCUUUUGGGUAACUGUUUUCGACAACUCACUGAUUCUGUGCAAGACGCUGCUUUGCUUCUACUAUGGAGUAGUGGACGAGUGGUGCCCUAAAGAAUUUGGUUUGUUUUGUUGA